CGGCCAAUCAGCGCAGAGAAGCUGCUGCAAUCUUUUAGCAUUUGCUACUCUGUAGCACACACACACACAUACAUACACACUCACUCACUCACUCUCACACAUAUACACACACACUAACACACGUAACACAGCUACAUGCUGGGGAGACAUAGGAAGAAGCAGAGAUCCCACCACACACUCCAAGGGCUCCCCAGCCUGGCAGCCCCCACCACUCUCUGGAUCAGGGGGCUACUGGCUUCCCCUCUUGGAUAAAAUGUGGAUGUGACCCUGCAGAUCGCUGGCAAUGUCCAGGACCCUCUGAGAUACUUUGUAUCAGGGGAUCUGCCUUCUUGUCUUCCUCCCUGUUGAACUGCUGGCUGGAUUUCUGGGGGGAGGAAAGAGCAGAAGGGAAGAGACCUGGUUCUAUUCACUAGUUGCUAUGGAUUUUACUAGCAGCUCGUGUGGGGGCAGUGAUCACAGACCCAUAGAGGAGACCAAGCCCCUGCUGGGGGAGAUGGCUGCUCCAGAUGGGGGGAAAUCGGGGGCUGUGCCCUGCAGGAGAUCCAUGGUGCACUUCAAUGGGAUGAGAUACAAACUGCUGCAAGAGGGGGACAUCCAGGUCUGUGUCAUCAGGCACCCCAGGACCUUCCUGAGCAAGAUCCUCACCUCCAAAUUCCUAAGGAGAUGGGAACCCCAUCAUCUUACCCUAGCGGACAACAGCCUGACCUCUGCCACACCUACAGGGUACAUGGAGAAUAGCAUGCCAUACAGCGCCAUAGAGGAAGUCCAGUUGCUGUCCUGGGAGAACGCCCCAAAAUACUGUUUACAGCUAUCAUUUCCCGGGGGCACCGUCUUACUCCAGGCUGCAAACAGCUAUUUGAGAGAUCAGUGGUUUCAUUCUUUGCAGUGGAAGAAAAAGAUUUUCAAGUACAAAAAGGUUCUGAGUAACCCAAAUCGCUGGGAGGUUGUACUGAAGGAGAUCAGGACCCUGGUGGACAUGGCACUGACCUCCCCGCUGCAGGAUGACUCCAUCCAUCAGGCACCACUAGAAAUCGUCUCUAAGUUACUCUCUGAGAACAUUAAUCUAACCACUCAGGAGCACGAGAGCAUUAUCGUGGCUAUUGCUCCUCUUUUGGAAAACAACCACCCUCCUCCUGACCUGUGUGAAUUUUUCUGCAAGCACUGUAGAGAGCGUCCUCGUUCUAUGGUGGUCAUGGAGGUGUUCACCCCCGUUGUGCAAAGAAUUCUCAAGCAUAACAUGAUGUACUGGAUCUCUUUUACCGGCUCGGAUACCUCUCUCUAUCUACUGGUGGAGGUUGGAAAACACCUGCAUUUGCAGGAUUUUGGGAAGUGUCCCCGGCUGAGGCUGUUCACUCAGGAGUACAUUCUGGCUUUGAAUGAGCUGAAUGCCGGAAUGGAAGUGGUGAAGAAGUUUAUACACAGCAUGCACGGCCCCACCGCAACCUGUCCACACCCUAGGGUCUUGCCGAACCUGGUUGCUGUCUGUCUGGCUGCCAUUUAUUCUUGCUAUGAAGAAUUUAUCAACAGCCGGGACAAUUCCCCAAGCCUAAAGGAAAUCCGUAACGGCUGCCAGCAGCAGUGCGAUCGUAAGCCCAAUAUACCUUUACGGCUCCUGCACACCAAUCCCGACCUCGUUUCCCAAGAGGUGACGUCGGCGGAAUCUCGGCACAAGACGGUCAUUGUCACGUCCAACGAGAUCCAGGUGGAAGUGGAGCGCAACAACACAGUGAACCAGAAGCUAAAGGCAAACACUGGCAAUGACAGCGAACCCAACCUGAUCGACUGCCUGUUAAUUAGCCCAGUGUGCAGCACCAUGAACAUUGAGCUGAGCCCGCAGGCGGAAAGGGUGCUGGGGUGCUACGUGGAAAUACUGAAGAUGCUGUCAGACUAUGACGACUGGCGGCCAGCCCUGGCAAGUUUACUGCAACCCAUCCCUUUUCCUAAAGAAGCUCUGGCCCAUGAAAUAUUUACAAAGGAGCUGAAAUACGUCAUUCAGAGAUUUGCAGAGGAUCCCAGGCAAGAGGUCCACUCAUGUCUCCUAAGCGUCAGAGCCGGAAAAGACGGCUGGUUCCAGCUAUACAGCCCCGGAGGGGUCGCCUGCGAUGACGAUGGAGAACUUUUUGCCAGUAUGGUACGUGUCUGCAAUAAUGUUCACAUUUUGAUGGGCUCGUGCUAUAAGACUAAAAAAUUUCUGCUGUCGCUGGCAGAAAACAAACUGGGGCCCUGUAUGUUACUUGCCUUACGAGGAAACCAGACCAUGGUGGAGAUUCUUUGUCUGAUGUUGGAAUACAACAUUAUAGAGAACAAUGACACACAACUGCAGAUCAUCUCUACACUAGAGAGCACGGAUGUGGGGAAGAGGAUGUACGAGCAUCUGUGUGACCGACAGAGAGAGCUGAAGGAGCUGCAAAGAAAAGGAGGACCCACUCGCCUAACACUGCCAUCCAAGUCUACGGAUGCGGACCUAGCCAGGCUACUGAGCUCUGGCUCCUUCGGAAACCUAGAAAACCUCAGUCUGGCCUUCACUAAUGUAACGAGUGCCUGCGCUGAGCAACUUAUCAAGCUGCCUUCACUCAAACAACUGAACCUAUGGUCAACUCAGUUUGGAGAUGCGGGGCUGCGGGUUUUGUCCGAGCACCUCACUGCGCUGCAAGUUCUCAACCUGUGUGAAACUCCUGUCACCGAUGCUGGGCUGCUGGCACUGAGCUCUAUGAAGAGCCUCUGCAGCUUAAACAUGAACAGCACCAAGCUGUCAGCAGACACUUACGAGGAUCUAAAGGCAAAGCUGCCAAACCUUAAAGAGGUGGAUGUUCGCUACACAGAAGCCUGGUGACUUCCUACUAUCACUGAAGAAGGAUACACGUCUCAACGGCCUCUUUGUAGGACAAGGAACUUCUUGGACUACGAUCUGUGUUUUUGAAUUUAGAGGUCAUUUUUUAUGUAGGGAAGAUCAACGUUUGUGGCCUGAUACAGCUUCAGAAAUUUCAAGAUGAAUUCAUUAAUGGAUACAAAAGACUUUUUAGGCGCCAGAAGGUUAUACCGAGGAAACUAAAAAAAAAAAAAAAAAAACUUUUUGUGGAUUUUUUUUUUUAUUUGCAUACGUGUUCAUGCUGUGUGAGGGAAAAUUUUCAAAAAUGCAUAUGUUUUAUGUAUUUUUUUUUAAUUCAAUAUGAUUGGUUGGACUCAUUUAAAAAAAAAAAAUCCUGCUUUGACCUUUCGCUGCGUAACAAGGACUUACAAGAUCAUAAGCGCAACAAGAACGAUUGUCACUCUCUUUUUGCACCUUUUUUUCUCGCCCUGCAGCUGUUCUGCAAAUCCAUGUUUUGUAAAUAGGAUUUACGUCAUUCACCUAUUUAAAAAAAAAAAAAAGAAAAAAAUGGUUCAUACUCAGCGGGUCUGGGACCUGCUUUUUAUUUAUAAAAUGUAAAAAAUGUUUUUUUUUGUUUUUAUUUUGCAGAUAGAAUUGUACAAAGUAGUUUGUUGCUGUCAUGUUGACUGUGUUAUUAAUGUAUGUGUAUUGUUUUGGCUUUGAUUUCAGAAGAGAAAGCUUUCUUGAAUAAAUACCAUGGUUAAUGUAUGGUGUAUUUAAUAUAAAUAUAUAUCCCCUCAGCCACAUGCUGUGUCAAUAGCGUGGGAUACAGAAAACCAUUGCAUCCGAUAUUGGUUAUAAACAUUGUGUUUAUGCAUUAGUGCCCUGUUAUUGUCAUUUUGUAUAGAUCUAUGCCGAUAUCUUGUUGCUCCCUAUGUUUUGUUACCUACCUAAACUUAGGGUUCUAUUUACUAAGUCUUGGACAGAGAUAAAGUACCAGCCAAUCAGCUUCUGUCAGUUUUCAAACACAGCCUGUAACAUGGCACUUAGGAGCUGAGUGGCUGAUACUUUAUCUCCGUCCACUUUAUCUCUCUCCAAGGCUUAGUAAAUAGACCCCUUAGUCCAAUAUGUACAUGACUUUCAAUAUGAAUCCCUUGUGCACCUGCAGGGGAUCAAGCCACAGGGUGAAGCUUAUAGGUUUGUGUCAGCUGCAGCAGAUCUGUGCUGGAAAGCUGUUCCGUCAGCGAUGCCUACUGUGCUGCCUUCAAAUGUAAGUGCCUCAGCACUUCACUGACAAAAAGCCGAACGCACACACACACACACACACACACACACACACACACACACACACACACAUAUAUAAGAGUAAAAAUAUGCAUUUAUGUUUCCUGCAGAAAAAUGUCCAUCAAUUUAUCAUCGUGUAUACCAAGGGUAGGCAACGUGUGACUCUCCGGUUGCUGUGGAACUACACAUCCCAGCAUGCCCAGCCACAGUUUUAGCCUAUCCUAAUAGCACAGCUAAGGCAGGACGUGCUGGAACGUGUAGUUCGGCAGCAGCUGGAGUGUUCCACCUUGGGUACCCCUGUUGUAUACAGUAUUGUUCCAUUCUACCAAGAUACCAAUUACAGUUGUUCACAUAUACACUAUGGUAACAGGGCACAUAAUGCAUUCAGUCACUAUCCAUUGUCUAAUUAUAUAUAAUACAUGGGUAAAUGUUUAUACUGUGAUCAUUGUAAGUUACGUUGUUAUACGUAAUUGGAUACUAAGGAUGUUAUAUUGAUGAUAUCAUUUUUUUUUAUUAUUCACAAAUCCUUUAUUGUGGAUAAGGUUACUGCAAGUCACAGACCUUAGUGUCCUAUAUAAAAGCAACCUCAAUGGGUUGUCAUGACACCAGAACUCCUGGUGGACUUGUAAUACCCUUCUGAUGUUUAGUAAAGGUUAUGUUAUUCAGUGUAACUAUCUCAGCUUGUAACCUGCAGUACAAGAAAAUAUUAUUGGAAGUUCGUAUUACUUGAGACUGACGUCAAGGAAUAUGAAUCUGCGACUGACAUAGAUUUUUAUGUAAAAGCAGCAUGUACAGAAUAUAUUUCAGCCCUUCUACCAAGAGGGAUCCAGACUUAAAGAAUUGUCCUUUACUUAUCUAUUAAUUUAUCCAAGAGUUUCAAAAAUGUUUUGAAAAAGACUGCCAUUGGCUACUGAUGUUUUACUUCUAUAAAAAUGUGAGAAUCUUAUUCAUGCAUGUAAACCUGCAAGUCUCUUUCACAGUGAAAAGAAUUGGAAUAUAUCAGUGAUAGAUUAAGUGCUGCCUUCUCCCUGGCUGAUCGAUAUCGCCAAAGUGUGCUUUCUUUUGAAAUAAAAUGAAACGGUUGCCUUUGUUUUCAAA
Messenger RNA from Pseudophryne corroboree (corroboree frog), 5191 nucleotides. It is a transcript of the gene CMIP, whose product is annotated as c-Maf inducing protein. Lineage: Eukaryota; Metazoa; Chordata; Amphibia; Anura; Myobatrachidae. The transcript has 22 exons. Gene Ontology annotation, cellular component: nucleoplasm; cytosol. Bases 419 to 2833 code for a protein of 804 amino acids. The record is from RefSeq and is a predicted model, not a curated record.